CACUCAGGAUGCGAUGGGAUUAUUUAGGCUUCAGAUGAGGCCAAAUUUGAAGUCCGUUCCAGGGAGUGGCCCUGUUCAUCUCACGCUCCAGCCACAGGAGGAACAGCGCGAGAAGGAGAGAGACAGAUUCAGCAGCCAAAGAACUUGGUGGGCAGAGCAGAGCACCGUGGACAAUAUGCUGCUCUUGGGACCCAAGAUCUGCCUGUUCCUUGCUGUGCUCACCAUCUCCUCUGAAUGGAUAACCCUGGGGGUCAAUGGUCAGCGAGGCGAUGAUGUGACCCAAAUGACUGUGGAAUCAUUCACAGAAGAUCCAAAUCUGGUCAAUGAUCCUGCUACAGAUGAAACAGUGCUGGCUGAUGUCGGGCCUUCCACAGAUGACCUGGCUUCACCCAAUGAUAAGAAUGCCACUUCAGAGUGCCGAGAUGAGAAAUUCCCUUGUACCAGACUCUACUCUGUUCACCGACCAGUCAAACAAUGUGUUAAUAAGUUAUGCUUCACCAGUGUACGGCGCAUGUACGUCAUCAACAAUGAGAUAUGCUCCCGUCUUGUCUGUAAGGAACACGAAGUGAUGAAAGAUGAACUUUGCCGACAGAUGGCUGGCCUACCCCCAAGACGACUCCGUCGCUCCAACUAUUUCCGACUUCCUCCUUGUGAACAUUUGGAUUUGCAGAGACCCAGUGGUCUGUGAUCAAGGAAGAGCAAAGAAGAAAUAAAUUGAGGGGGGAGGAAAUAAAUGCUCUAGCAAAUGGGAAUUUUUUUCUUGUCCAGCUAACCACUGUCAGAUAAUCCAGAGACAAGCAUAUUAGUAUUAAUAAUAGUUAACCUUUUCAAGAGCAACUUAUUUUCUGCUUUGGGAUUUUUAUUGAAACCAUGUGUUUUCAGUAAUGGAAGACAAUUUAAAUGAAAUGAAGAAAAACAUUCUUUGUGGUUAUAGAUAUUUUUAUACAAGUAAUGGGAUAUAUAUGUCCUGAUGGGGUCUCUCUGGUCUUGGGCCUGGUGGGAUGAAGUCUGUCUCUUCAGACACACAGUUUUACAGGCCUGCACCAGAUGACAACACACAUUAAAAGUGGGAUAACGGUUUCCCACUAAACCCUAGAGGCAAAAAAUAGAGGCAGCCACUAGAAGUCCCAUAGUUUAUGAAUGGGUUAGACUAGUUAUUUUCUUAUAUUCAGCUUUUGCCUCCAUUCCCUGGUUUUUGACCUAAACUGAUAACAUUUAUCUCAUUUUCCAACAUUUAAAAACACAGUCUGCAUUAUUGCAUGGCUUUGCUGCUUCCCAAGGUCAUGGUCACCGUGACUAAACGAGGACCAUAUUGCUGACAUACAAGCAGCUCACACAUAGUUUCAGGCGAAUAUAAACUUUGUAUUAAUAAUCUUCACCUUUAAAUCUGUGUGUGAUAGAGUGUAGGGUGAAAGAAGCUACCAUCGUGUAUUUUAGCUAACCAUAGAAUGUCAUUCAUUUUUCUUUUCGAGAGCUCCCUGGACGAACUCUCCAAUCAACUACAUGUUCCUCUUUGCUUUUAUUGCAACGAUUUUACUGAAUUGUCCAAUCAUUGUCUGGGAUAUUUAUGAAAGGAUCAUGGAAAUUUGACAGGUCAAAGAAAAUUCUCCAGUAAAGGAAAGAAACAUACAAUCCGACCAGCAAAAUGUACUCCUGUAAAAUCUGAGGUAGGGACUAAAGAGAGGACUGCUACAGAUCACGAACUUGGAUCUAUGAUUCCUUAUCCAAUUUUUCAUGCAGUUGUCCGAUCUGAAGGAAGGAUCAGAAAUCAGGUCUCAUUUUAAAAAUUCAUUUAUGAUAGUACUUGGGGUCAACCUACUUCCACAAAGCGAAUGAGACAACUUCAGGUGAAGCCAUACCAUUCGGUUCGCGUUGAUGCUGCUUUGUUUUCGUCCUCACAUAUUUCUAAAAUUGUAGUGAUCAUUGUGCAGAUGCUUCUGCAAGAGCCAAAUUGCUAAGAAAAGAAAUCAGGCUGGAAUGCCAAUAAUUAGGAAGAGAGGUUACUUAAUGGUUGGCAUGACACGAUCCUGGCCCCAGCAGUAAUCGUGAAGUCUUAGAUGAAUCACAUUGCAGUUUUACGCAGCAAAACUCAUUAAGCCAAAAGCAAACCCGUUGCCACUGAGUCAGCUCUGACUUAGAGCGACCCUUUAGGACAGAGUGGAACUGCUGCAUCGGGUAUCCCACGCUGCACAUUUGUAUGGAAGCAGACUGCCUCAUCGUUUCUUCCUGUGGAGCAGCUGGUAGUGUUGGACUGCUGAACAUUCCAUGAACAGUCGGAUGUGUAUCCAUCUUUAACAUGAGGUUCAGUUUCUAAUAGUUCUAGGUUUCAUGUAAGCCUGUGAUCCUCUGGAUUCAGUAUAUUAUUCAUGUCUGUUGAAACCUAUCGGCCAUCUCCUUCCCGAUGAAUCUGUGUGUGCUGGAUAAAGCGCAAAACUAUGCUCUACUGGGAGGUGGCCCAACAUGUAGUCGGAAAAACCAACAACCCGCCAACAAUGAAAAUAAGCGACAAGCUAUGCACUAUUUUGUGAAUAUUUCAAUAACUUUCUGUAAAAGCUAGUGUAUGUCAAAUAGGAGAUAACAAAUGACGUAUGACAGAUUCCACUCAGUUGGGUUUGCUUUCCUUUUUUAUUGCUGAGAAAUCUAGCUAAAUGAAGAGCAGAUUGUUGAUGUUUAGGAACAGUUUCGUUUAUGGGGGUUUGUAAGUUGUUUAAAGAGAAAUGCUAGGAAAAGCAGGAAGCAUGUAUUCUCUACUCCACACACUCUCUAGAAUGAAACGUAUUCAUAUAUAGAUAUAUUAAUGCAUCUUGUAGCCACUGUAGCGAAGCCUCCGAGGGGCAAAGUUUAAGACUUGCUAAAGAAUAUUUCACGAGCUUGCUAGACCUACUACGUAUUGAAUGGGAGGUGGCAUUCUCACCAGACAACAUUUCAAUCCCAAUAUUGUGUGUCAUGCUAAUUAAAUAUUAAAAAGAUUUCCUCCCUAAUUUCUUCCCAGGA
Messenger RNA from Echinops telfairi (small Madagascar hedgehog), 2994 nucleotides. RefSeq names its product microfibril associated protein 5 (gene MFAP5). The transcript is spliced from 11 exons. Lineage: Eukaryota; Metazoa; Chordata; Mammalia; Afrosoricida; Tenrecidae. The record is from RefSeq and is a predicted model, not a curated record. Gene Ontology annotation, biological process: embryonic eye morphogenesis. The coding region runs from base 14 to 688 and encodes 224 amino acids. Gene Ontology annotation, cellular component: microfibril.